UCCCAGAGUCUUACACUGGUUCGUAUAUGUUAUUGUCUUAAGAUGUCUUUCCUCCACUUCAUUCGUGCACAGUACAAAACUCUUCCUCUGACACUUGCACCUGCUGAUUGUCAAGGGCAUACGUAUAUCGUCACUGGUGCCAACAGUGGCAUCGGGUAUGAAUGUGUCAAGCAUCUUGCUCGCCUCGGCUCUUCACGGGUGAUUUUGGGAGUUCGGAGCAGAGACAAAGGCGAGGCCGCUAAGAAGGCUAUCGAGGUAGAUACAGGGUGCGACACCAAUAUUCUCCAGGUUUGGGAAGUCGAUCUCGGAAGCUAUGAGUCUGUCGCGGCGUUUGCAAAGAAAGCUGGCGAAGAGCUCCAUCGCAUUGACGGCAUCGUGGAGAACGCAGGCACCGCAGAGGGAUCUUGGGUUGAAAAGGAGGGAAAGGAGACAAAUAUGACGGUAAAUGUAUUUUCGACAUUCUUGAUGGCCCUUUUGGUGCUGCCGCAUUUGCACAAGUCGGCUCGGCAAUUUGGUAUUGUACCGCAGCUAGUCAUUAUCGGUAGCGGACUCGCCUUUCAAGCAAAGCCAAUAUGGGAGAAGUUGGAUAUUGGCAACAUUUUCGGGGAUUUGAGAGACCGCAAGAAAUACCCUCUAUCCAAGCUGCUCCUCACCUUUGCGUAUUUCGAAUUCGCACGACGAGCGCCCUUUUCUCGUACCGGCGUGGCAAUUACCAUGGUAAAUCCAGGUGCCUGCAAAACCAACCUUGCCAGUCAUCUUAAUUCCAGCGCCCGGCUUCAAAUUGGCAUCGUUCUAUCGCUCAUAGGGCGAAACGCUGAAAUGGGCAGCCGGACGUUGCUUCAUGGCCUUGCGGUCGGUGAGGAAGCCCAUGGCCGGUAUCUCUCAGAGUGUGAGAUAAGCGACCAUAUCGUUCCCGACUGGGUUACAGACGAUGACGGAAGAGAGUGGCAGGUUCGAGUAUGGGAGGACAUCGCUGCGGAGCUAGAAAAGGCGUGUCCAGGAUGCCUUGACGUGAUAUCAAAUGAAUGA
Molecule: messenger RNA, 1029 nt
Organism: Trichoderma atroviride IMI 206040
Lineage: Eukaryota; Fungi; Ascomycota; Sordariomycetes; Hypocreales; Hypocreaceae
Source: RefSeq, a predicted model, not a curated record